GAUCAUUAUGUGUGCAGUGUUCAGCAGGCAAUCCUCUGACAUCUGCAGUCUCUGACCGUCUCCUGUAGUACGUCUGCAGUCUCUGAAUGUCUCCUGUAGUAUGUCCACAGUCUCCGGUUAUCUCCUGUACUGUGUCUGCAGUCUCUGGUCAUCUACUGUACGAUGUCCGCAGUCUCUGCUCAUCCCUGUACUGUGAUCGCAGUCUCUGACCAUCUCCUGUACUAUGUCCGCAGUCUCUGGUCAUCCCCUGUACUAUGUUCGCAGUCUCUGACCAUCUCCUGUAGUAUGUCCGCAGUCUCUGGUCAUCCCCUGUAGUAUGUCCCGCAGUCUCUGGUCAUCCCCUGUCUGCAGUCUCUGGUCAUCUCCUGUACUAUUUCCACAGUCUCUGGUCAUCUCCUGUACUAUGUCCGCAGUCUCUGGUCAUCUCCUGUACUAUGUCCGCAGUCUCUGGUCAUCUCCUGUACUAUGUCUCGCAGUCUCUGGUCAUCUCCUGUACUGUGGUCUGCAGUCUCUGAUCAUCUCCUGUACUAUCUGCCUCUGGUCAUCUCCUGUACUAUUUCCGCAGUCUCUGGUCAUCUCC
Messenger RNA from Staurois parvus, 580 nucleotides. NCBI's taxonomy places the organism in Eukaryota, Metazoa, Chordata, Amphibia, Anura, Ranidae. The record is from the annotation of a GenBank genome assembly.